AUGGCCAAGCGACACGCGGAGCCGCUAGUGUGUCACGUGCCCUGGAAGCGUUUCCUACCCGAACCGCCUCCGCUGCUCCGCGCGCCCGGGAGGCGCCCGCGGGACGGCCCCGAGCUGUGGAGCCCUGUCCGCGCGGUACCUGGGGACCCUGACAAGAAGCGGAAACUGGAGGAGGCCGAGGCGCCUCCGGGGAAGCGGCCUGGACUCAAGGGCAACAGGCGCGGGGGGGAGCCCGGAGACCCCGCCAGCCCGGGAGGGAGGAGGCAGCAGCAGCGCGGGGGAGACGUAGGGCCCCGGGCGGAACAGGCGAUGCGGGCAGGCGGUGUCGGCUUGGGGGCGCGAAGCCCGGAUCCUCGGGGGGAAGAGCGGGGAACCGAGGAGCAUGAGGAAGAAUUUUGGCAAUACAACUCAUUCCAGUACUGGAGAGCACCGUUACCUGCUAUUGAUCUGUCUGUCAUUCUGGACUUAGAUGGGGAGAAUAUGACAGAUGCCAGAACUACUUCCAGGACUGAAAUCAUAGAGACUGAAAUGGAGACCUGA
Messenger RNA from Trachemys scripta elegans, 540 nucleotides. RefSeq names its product chromosome 6 C9orf40 homolog (gene C6H9orf40). Bases 1 to 540 code for a protein of 179 amino acids. The transcript has 2 exons. The record is from RefSeq and is a predicted model, not a curated record. Lineage: Eukaryota; Metazoa; Chordata; Testudines; Emydidae.